Messenger RNA from Neltuma alba, 1443 nucleotides. RefSeq names its product V-type proton ATPase subunit d2-like. The coding region runs from base 85 to 1059 and encodes 324 amino acids. Gene Ontology annotation, molecular function: proton-transporting ATPase activity, rotational mechanism. Lineage: Eukaryota; Viridiplantae; Streptophyta; Magnoliopsida; Fabales; Fabaceae. The transcript has 10 exons. Gene Ontology annotation, cellular component: proton-transporting V-type ATPase, V0 domain. The record is from RefSeq and is a predicted model, not a curated record. Gene Ontology annotation, biological process: proton transmembrane transport.
GAUCCCCUUGCUUGAUUACUUCGAUCAAUUUCUGCAAUUCGACUCAGAUCUGCCCCCAGCUGGUCCCGCAAUCGCCUUACGAAGAUGUACGGCUUUGAAGCUCUUACUUUCAACAUUCAUGGAGGUUACCUGGAGGCUAUCGUGCGAGGGCACCGUGCUGGGUUGCUGACAGCCGCUGAUUACAACAACUUGUGUCAAUGUGAAACCCUUGAAGAUAUCAAGAUGCACCUUUCUGCUACUGAGUAUGGUCCUUACCUGCAGAAUGAGCCUUCUCCAUUGCACACAACAACAAUUGUGGAGAAAUGUACACUUAAACUGGUGGAUGACUAUAAGCACAUGUUAUGCCAAGCCACAGAACCCUUGUCCACCUUUUUGGAGUAUAUCACUUAUGGUCACAUGAUAGACAACGUUGUUUUGAUUGUUACUGGCACGUUGCAUGAACGAGAUGUUCAAGAAUUAUUAGAGAAAUGUCAUCCACUGGGCAUGUUUGACAGCAUUGCUAGUCUAGCAGUUGCUCAGAAUAUGCGGGAGCUUUACAGGCUGGUACUUGUGGACACUCCCCUUGCUCCGUACUUCUCCGACUGCAUUACAUCAGAGGACCUGGAUGAUAUGAACAUUGAAAUAAUGAGGAACACUCUUUAUAAGGCAUAUCUUGAAGACUUUUACAAAUUUUGUCAGAAACUCGGUGGUGCCACAGCUGAAAUCAUGUCUGACCUUCUAGCUUUUGAGGCUGAUAGAAGGGCUGUGAAUAUUACCAUAAAUAGCAUCGGUACUGAACUCACCAGAGAUGAUCGUAGGAAAUUGUACUCUAAUUUUGGUUUGUUGUACCCUUAUGGUCACGAGGAGCUUGCUGUCUGUGAAGACAUUGACCAGGUUCGCGCAGUGAUGGAAAAAUAUCCCCCUUAUCAGUCUAUCUUUGCUAAAUUGUCAUAUGGAGAGAGCCAGAUGCUUGAUAAGGCAUUCUAUGAGGAGGAGGUGAAGAGGCUUUGCUUAGCGUUUGAGCAACAGGUUUGUAUCUUACUUUUUAUUUCCAUUAUGCUGUUUUUUUCGCAUAUAUGAGGUUAAGAGAGCAGGAGAUUCGGAACCUAAUGUGGAUUUCAGAAUGCGUUGCUCAAAAUCAAAAGUCCAGAGUACAUGACAGUGUUGUCUUCAUAUUUUAGCCGGAAUAUGCCAAAUUGGAAAUUUUAUGUUUAGUGCAUAAUUGACUGUAAAUUAUUGUUGAUGUUCUUCAUCUCUCUUGCCAAUGGGAUGCAGCUUGCUGUUGAGAAGCCUGUUUACCAAAUAAGUAUAAUUCUAUAGCGAUCCUUUUCUAUCUGAAGGGAACAUUAUUGUAUUUUGAUAUUGUCAAGUAUGUUAAGAGUUUUGAGAAUACUAAAUUUGUAUGUUGAUUUACAAUAAACAGUUACUGGAAAUAAAGGUUCUGAAAUUCUGGUUAUUUAUCAA